Molecule: messenger RNA, 1785 nt
Organism: Spinacia oleracea (spinach)
Lineage: Eukaryota; Viridiplantae; Streptophyta; Magnoliopsida; Caryophyllales; Amaranthaceae
Product: UDP-glucuronate:xylan alpha-glucuronosyltransferase 2-like
Exons: 3
Coding region: 1-1785 (594 amino acids)
Molecular function (GO): glycosyltransferase activity
Source: RefSeq, a predicted model, not a curated record
AUGGGAACUUCCUAUAAUUUGUCGGAAAAGCUUGGGUUACACAAGAUGAUCAUGAAGGUAAAAUCCUCCAAGGCUUUAGUGAUAAGAUUCAAUGUUGUCCUCUUUGGUUUCUUUGUAGUUGGAAAUUGCACUCUUCUCCUCCUGUGGUCAUUCCCUCAGUUGUAUCAAGAUAAAGUCGUGUCGUCGUCACUCGUAAGGUGCUCCUUACGAGGAUGCCAUCAAAAGGCAGAAAGUGGUGUCGAAAUGAAAGCAAUCUUAGAAGAGCAAGGACAAAAUGAAAUGAUAAGUCCUAAGAAGAGUAUAGUAAGGAGAGGAAAACCAAGAUUCUUGAAGGAGAUGGGAAUAAGAGGAAUACAAAUUGGCGCGAUAAAUAUGGAAGAUGAAGAUCUUAGUGAAUGGGAAACACAUGGAGAUACAAUAUUAAAAGUUCCAUUUGAGAAGGUCUCAUAUCUUUUCGAGUGGAAGCACCUCUUCCCAGAAUGGAUCGAUGAAGAGAAAGAAAACGAAGGUUAUCUAUGUCCGGAAGUACCUAUGCCUAUGUUCGAAGAGUAUGGAAAUUUCGAUAUGGUUGUGGCUAACUUGCCUUGUAAUUUCCCGGAGAAAGGAUGGGCAAGGAACAUGUUUAAGCUGCAAGUUCAUUUGAUAGUCGCGAAUAUGGUGGUGAAGAAGGGGAGGAGGAAUUGGUAUGGGAGGACAAAGGUGUUGUUGUUGAGCAAAUGUAGGCCAAUGUUGGAUAUUUUUAGGUGUGACGAUUUGGUAAGGAGAGAAGAAGAUUGGUGGUACUAUGAGCCAGACAUUAUAAAGCUUGCGGAGAAAGUUAAUUUGCCUGUGGGUACAUGUAGGCUAGCUUUGCCCUUGUGGGGACAAGGGGUGAACGAGGUGUAUGAUGUACCAAAUGUAGAAAAACCAACAAAACGAGAAGCCUAUGCAACAGUACUACACUCCUCUGAAAUAUAUGUAUGUGGUGCAAUCACUCUAGCACAAAGCCUCCUUCAAACAGACACCAAAAGAGAUCUAGUUAUACUUAUCGAUAAAUCCAUCUCCCUUCCCAAGCAAGAGGCUCUUGUCGCUGCUGGUUGGAAGAUUCAACUCAUAAAACGCAUUCGAAACCCUCUAGCCAAGAAAGGCAGCUACAACGAGUACAACUACUCCAAAUUUAGACUUUGGCAACUUACAGACUAUGACAAGUUAGUCUUCAUUGACUCUGAUAUUGUCGUGCUUCGUAACAUUGACCUUAUCUUCCAUUUUCCACAAAUAUCCGCGACAGGCAAUGCUAACUACAAAUUCAACUCCGGAAUCAUGGUAAUCGAACCUUCAAAUUGUACGUUUAAUACACUUAUGGGGCUUCGAAAGGAAAUCACUUCUUACAACGGAGGCGACCAAGGGUUUUUAAAUGAAGUUUUUGUGUGGUGGCAUCGCCUCCCUAAACGGGUGAACUUUUUAAAGUAUUUUUGGUCUAAUUCUUCGCUGGCAAGGAAUGUAACUAACCACUUGUUUGGUUCCGAUCCGCCUAAGUUGUACUCGAUACACUACUUGGGGUUGAAGCCAUGGCUAUGUUAUAGAGAUUAUGACUGUAAUUGGGAUGUCGCCGAUCAACAUAUUUAUGCGAGUGAUGUGGCGCACAUGAGAUGGUGGAAGUUGUAUGAUUCCAUGGAUGUUAAGUUACAGAGGUUUUGUGAGCUUACUAAGCUAAGGAAGAGGGAUUUGGAAUGGGAUAGAAAUAAAGCCUACAAGUUCCAAAUUAAUGGCGAUCAUUGGAAGAUUAAUAUUACUGAUAAUAGAUGA